This is a messenger RNA of Paramormyrops kingsleyae, 1915 nucleotides long. RefSeq names its product iroquois-class homeodomain protein irx-3-like. Gene Ontology annotation, molecular function: RNA polymerase II cis-regulatory region sequence-specific DNA binding; DNA-binding transcription factor activity, RNA polymerase II-specific. NCBI's taxonomy places the organism in Eukaryota, Metazoa, Chordata, Actinopteri, Osteoglossiformes, Mormyridae. Gene Ontology annotation, biological process: regulation of transcription by RNA polymerase II; cell development; neuron differentiation. The record is from RefSeq and is a predicted model, not a curated record. Gene Ontology annotation, cellular component: nucleus.
GAGAGAGAGAGAGAGAGAAUGAGGCUUGAGAAAUGGGAGGGGCUUCUAAACGACUAUGAAUGUCAAUCAGAGCUAAGAGUCCCAAUAAUCUAAAGCAAUCUUUAAGGACCUGACCUUAGUCCAUUCCGAUCAAUAGGAAAGUGAGGGUGGAGAGCGCUAUUGGAUCGUUUUUACACCAGCGCUGUAUGAGGAAAUAUAGACUUCCUUUACAGCUGGCCGUACUCAGAAUAAAGUGGAUACUGUAGUAGCUGCCAAGAAAGCGAUUUACUUUUUGUUAUCACAGCAGCCUUUUUUCUGCGACUAUGUCUUUCCCGCAGCUGGGAUAUCAGUACAUCAGACCGAUGUACGCCUCCGAGCGCCCGGGGAUCAGCAGUUCUCGAGUCGGGACGGAGCUCAGUCCAUCCGGCGCGCUCUCUAAUGUUCUUUCUACGAUGUACGGAUCACCCUUCGCUGCACAAGGAUAUGGCGCGUUCCUUCCUUAUUCAAACGAUAUAUCAGUUUUCAAUCAGCUGGGAGCUCAGUAUGAAUUGAAAGACAGCCCGGGUGUACAGCACACAGGAUUUGCCCAUCAGCACCCCGCUUUUUACCCCUAUGGGCAAUAUCAGUUUGGGGACCCAUCCAGGCCCAAGAAUGCCACCAGGGAGAGUACAAGCACGCUUAAAGCCUGGCUGAGCGAGCACAGGAAAAACCCGUACCCCACCAAAGGCGAGAAAAUCAUGCUGGCCAUCAUCACCAAAAUGACCCUGACUCAAGUGUCCACCUGGUUCGCUAACGCCAGGAGAAGACUAAAGAAGGAGAACAAAAUGACCUGGGCGCCCAGAAGCCGGACAGACGAAGAAGGGAAUGUUUACAACAGUGAUCACGAAGGAGACGAGGAAGACAAGAGGGAGGAUGACGAAGAGAUAGACUUAGAAAAUAUCGACACGGAAAAUAUCGAAAACAAGGACGACCUGGAUGAUCAGGAUGACAUAAAUGCCGAUUUGAAACUUGACGGGAGAAGCGAUUCGGAAAUUUCUGACAGUUACGAGGACUUACAGGCACCAGACCAGAGAUUUCUAAAAGUUGUGGUCAAAGAAAGCAAGGACACUCAGGGGCGCCAAGGUGACCACUUAAACCGUCAUUCCCUAGAAAUAAAAGCAACACAUUACAACGACGAUCAAUUAAAAAUAAACCCAGCAUCUGUCAAUUCGCCACCUUCAGACAAUAACUUGGCUCUGGCCCAGAAACCUAAAAUCUGGUCUUUGGCCGAGACGGCGACAACUCCAGACAAUCCCAGAAAGUCUCCACAAAUACAUGGAAAUUCUGCCGGGCUUGCAGCGCAAACGAUCAUCGCUCCUCAUAGACUAAUCUCUUGCCCUGUUGGGAAACUUCAAAACUGGACGAACAGAGCUUUUUCUGCCCACCAGUUUGCUCUGUUAAACUCGAACCAUUACCUUGGACUAGCGAACCAGGCGUCUACGAACGGCCUGGCCAUCUACGGCAGACACACCGAAGACAAGAGUCUUCAUUCAGAAUCCGUUCUAUCAGACAGAACUAGUGCCUUGGAUGCAGAGAAAAAGUUAAAAACAGCCUUCCACCCUGUUCAAAGACGGCCACAGAACCAGCUAGAUGCCGCAAUGGUUCUAUCCGCACUCUCAUCCUCAUAGUCUUUUUCAUUUUUUUUUAUUUUGAUUUGCUGUAAGGAAUGUAAAUUAAGAAUACUGCAUCUAUGUAUAAUUGUAAGCAUGUCCUGUGUAAAACUGCUAAUGUAAUAUUGUAUGAAAACUGUAGUCUUUGGAGUUCUUUUUGUAAGUUCCGUAAGAAUUUGAUGUUCAGACUGUUUUGUAUAUAAAGUAAAGAAAAUGUACAUAUUUGUGAAUCAAAUUGUACAAGAAAAUAUAUAUAUUUUGGCUAAUAAAUGAACAGUUACAACUAU